AUGCCCACCGUUACCAUCCCGGCUAAGACAGGCGACUAUGUCAGCCUCAAGCAAGGCCAAAAACUCAAGCUAAUCAACCCACACGGCAAUCAGGUCAUAGACUUCUGGGCAUUCGUCUUUCCGAACGAGGAGACAAGUGGCAGCUCCAUACCUGCAAGCUUCGUCCGAUCUACGAAGACCAACUCGGGGUCGACAGCCUCCAAUCUUCCAUUCCCCUUCACAACGGGCGUGCAAUAUUUCUCCGCUUCCCGCACACGCUCGAUCUUGUCGAAACUGAUCCCGUCCGCUCACAGCCAGGAUGUUCUAUAUACCAACAAAUCACUCCCGCUGUUUACUCUUCUCGAGGACACCACCUCAGGAAUCCACGACACGUUGUUCGGCUGUUGCGACCGAUUCCGAUAUCACAAUCUCGGCAUCAGCGACUACGAGCACCCCAGCUGUUCGGAGAAUAUGCAUCUUGCACUCCAGAAAGCGGCUGCGGAAGGAGUGUUCUGUCCGGGUACCAUAUCCUCCGAGUGGACCCCUGAUCCCUUGAAUGUGUUCAUGAAUGUGCCGGUGACAACUCCGCUGGAUCGCGAGUCGGGCGGGGGACGGAUUGAAUGUAUCCACCCUGAAAGCAAGGCUAACGAGUACAUCAUUCUGAGAGCGGAAAUGGACUGUGUCGCGGUCAUGAGUGCUUGUCCCAACGACAUACUACCAGGUGUCAAUGGUGGGAAGUGUACGGAAGUCGUGUAUGAAGUCUUGCCGCAGUAA
Messenger RNA from Exophiala bonariae, 753 nucleotides. RefSeq lists its product as uncharacterized. Bases 1 to 753 code for a protein of 250 amino acids. The transcript has a single exon. NCBI's taxonomy places the organism in Eukaryota, Fungi, Ascomycota, Eurotiomycetes, Chaetothyriales, Herpotrichiellaceae. The record is from RefSeq and is a predicted model, not a curated record.